AUGAUGCAACAGCCGGCCUCUACAAGGCAGCCCAGUGAGACGGAAAUACCGGGAAUCUUCACUUCGGAGCACGUCGAGCUCGAUGGCCCCGCCAUCGGCAGCGACGGUCGCCCGCAUGCCAUCAAAUAUACGUCUCUGCCCGCCUAUCACUCCCCGCUACGACACCACAAGCGAGCUGCCUCGUCCACGCGCAGAGUCAAGGAAACUCUCAAUGCGCGCUCCGAGUAUAGCAACUCUGAAGAUGACGGCACCGCCCAGCACCGCAUCAAUCAGUACCUCAUCAAGCAGGAGAUAGGCCGCGGCUCAUUUGGUGCCGUCCACCUCGCCGUGGACCAGUACGGCCAAGAAUAUGCUGUCAAAGAGUUCUCCAAGUCGCGCCUGCGCAAACGCGCGCAAUCGAACCUGCUGCGGCGGCCGUCCGCUCGCCGACGACGACAAGGCGCCCUCGCCGCCGGCCUGGGCUUCAAUUCCCCGCUGCACAGGCAUGCGGCGGGGGGAGAAGAAGAGCAGAACUCGUUGGACCUUAUAAAAGAGGAGAUUGCCAUCAUGAAGAAGCUGAACCACCCGAACCUCGUCUCAUUGGUCGAAGUGCUCGACGACCCGGACGAGGACUCGUUGUACAUGGUCAUGGAGAUGUGCAAGAAGGGCGUCGUCAUGCAGGUAGGUCUCGAGGAGCGCGCAGACCCGUAUCCAGAGGAGCAAUGCAGAUGUUGGUUCCGCGAUAUGAUAUUAGGCCUGGAAUAUCUGCACGCCCAAGGCAUCAUACACCGCGACAUCAAGCCCGACAAUUGUCUGAUUACCGGCGACGAUGUACUGAAGAUUGUCGAUUUCGGUGUCUCAGAAAUGUUCGACAAGCAGGAUCAGAUGAAAACAGCAAAGUCAGCUGGAUCUCCUGCGUUCAUGCCUCCGGAGCUGUGCGUAGCUAGGCAUGGUGAAGUAGAUGGCAAAGCUGUCGAUAUAUGGUCAAUGGGAGUGACGUUGUUCUGCUUGCUAUUUGGACGGAUACCCUUCGAGCGACAUGGCAUGAUCGAGCUUUAUCAGGCGAUCCGAAUGGACCAACCUGAGUAUGACGAUUGCGACGAGAAUCUCAAAGAUCUAAUGCAGAAACUUUUGGAGAAAGAUCCGGAGAAGAGGAUCAACAUGGAGCAGAUACGAGAACACCCUUGGGUGACCAGGAACGGGACUGAUGCUUUGUUGCCUAGGGGUGAGAAUGUAGCUGCUAUGGUAGAGCCCACGGAUGAGGAAGUCGAUGCCGCUAUUACUGGAAACAUGGGCCACUUGGUUACCGUGGUGCGAGCAGUGAAGCGAUUCAAGCAACUUCUCUUCCGAAGAAGACCAGAACGUCUCGAAGGAAUACUAGGCAGCGCAUCUCGCAUCGUCCAACCGCCACUCUCCAUGCGACCCUCCGGGCUGCGCAAAUCAAGAUCACAAGAUGCCGACGACCGUCGGCCUAUCGAAGGUGCACUAGCAACCGAAGGCGUUCACCACGACAUCGAAAUUGACAACGACGUCCGGCGCAUUCCUCAAGGCAUAGAUAGAGUCGCCUAUGAAAAGCCCGGUUUCCGUCCCGGCAUCUCAAGCUCGAGAAGCCAUCCCGCAAAAGUCAGCACAACAAGCAGUCCUAUAUCACCACAACCUGUUGGCAUCACCGAUGCAAAAGUCAUCCACGAAAACAUGUCCCAUCGUCCCGCACCUAGCAGACCCAUUACGAUUCCCACUGGGCUGAUUUCUUCCGCACCCGGAACCCCUGUCGGUAAAGACACACUCUUCCUCGACAUCGGCACGGGCAAUGACAGUGCUCUUUCAGGCGACGACGCGCACAUCGUAAGCGAGUCACCCGGCGCCGUCGACAUCAAUGUGUACGAGACAGCAUACCGAGAAGAAGUAGACCGCAUCCUCGCCCGGCAACGCGACACCUCUAGCACGCCAGGCGCAGGCGUUCGACGACCUACCCUCUACCUCACCCGACGCAUCGAGAACGUCAAGUCUAUCAUACGCGACGCGCCCGAAGCCGUUUUCGACCACGGCAAGCAGCCUCCCACGCCUUCAGAUAUGAAGACUGGGUUCAAGGGCCUCGUGGAGAAAGCCAAAUUGAACAUCGAGUACCGCGGCGAGUGGCAGAAGCUGAAUGAGGGGAAGGAGGGGAAGCUGAGUAGGAUCACGAGGAACGUGAGAGAGAAGAAGAGAGCGGUGGAGGAAGAGAGGGAGAUUAUCCGACGGGAGGACAGGGGGAGAGGGAGAGGGAGAAGGCGUUGGGUAUAUCUGGGGACAAGGAGAAGGAGGGAAGGAGAGGGAGUGCAAGUUCGAGGAGUAGUACGCCUGUGCCAGGGUUGA
Molecule: messenger RNA, 2334 nt
Organism: Didymosphaeria variabile
Lineage: Eukaryota; Fungi; Ascomycota; Dothideomycetes; Pleosporales; Didymosphaeriaceae
Exons: 8
Coding region: 1-2334 (777 amino acids)
Biological process (GO): intracellular signal transduction; protein phosphorylation
Cellular component (GO): cytoplasm
Molecular function (GO): ATP binding; protein serine/threonine kinase activity
Source: RefSeq, a predicted model, not a curated record